GGCACUUUUGGCGUCUGGAUCUGGAAGGCGUUUUGAAAAGCGAUUAAUAAUGUACUUCGUUGUUAAUCCCCGUUGCACCCGCUUACUGCCAAUCAGACAACGCGUUUGGACGCGGGUUCCUUUGAUGACGUUGGGCUUUAAGGGAACGGAAAUCUCAACUUCACCGUUACUUCAUCUCCAGAAGAUGUUGUUCCUCAGAUCCUUGUCGUGAUUGUUUCUUCCUCCUUUUCUGUGAUUAAUGUCCUCAACGAGGUGAUCUUCCUUUUCUCUACAACACGUUGCUGAUCAAGGUUGAUACAACAACGACAUAGAGAAUAAACGUCACCGCCAUGUUUUCUAAAACAACUGUCUUUGAAACAACUGUACACGACCGCCGUCGUCACAAUGUCAACAUCGAUGAGAACGACAUGAGCUCAUCACCAACUCUCACAGCUUCAGCUCCGGAAACCACCCCUCUUUUAAAUUCCGAGACAGCCAGCUCCUACACCAUCGGCAAUGGGCCACCACCAACACCACCACCACCCCAAGAUGAGAAGCCCAUUGGAUUUGCCCGGGGUCUUUCCAUUGCCCUGAGCAUGUGGGUUCUCAUCUUCCUUCAGGCGGGCAACAUGUCUGGAAUCAGCACAGUUCAAAGCAGCAUCGCCACCGAUCUAGACGCCUACGACCAAGCCAUGUGGUUCACCGGUGUCUACCUCAUCAGCUCCUCUUGUAUAUCUCCUCUCACCGGCCGACUCUCCACCAUCUUCACCCCGGGCCUUAUGAUCCUCGUCUCGUCCCUUUUCUUCACUAUCGGCGCAAUUGUCACCAGUCAAGCCCACACCCUUUUCGUCUUCCUGUUCGGUCGAAUCCUUGUUGGCAUCGGUGGCGGCGGGAUCAUGACCCUUUCUUUGAUCCUCGUCAUCCAACUGACCAGUAAGCGCCGCCGCGGCGUCUGGAUCGGCCUCACCAACGCCGGCUUCACAGUGGGCAUGUCCACGGGUGCUGUUGUCUUUGGUAUUUUGUUGCCCAUUAUCGGCUGGCGCGCUCUCUUCUGGGCACAAGCACCCCUCGCUCUGCUCGGCGGCCUGGGAGUCUACGCCAGCAUUCCCUCCUCCCUGUCCACCGGCCAACCUCUAUCUCCCGGGGACGCGGAAAAGACCAGCCUGCAAAAGUUGCGCGGAAUCGACUACGCGGGCGCCAUCACUCUCACUACCACUAUUGUCCUAUUGCUUUACUCCCUCUCCGGCCGCACAGGAAUCCACUAUACCCCGCUGUUUUCGUCUCUGCUCACCUUCUGCCUCUUCUUGGUCAUCGAAUCCCGCUUCGCCAGCGACCCCAUCCUCCCGUUACGCAUCCUUCGGUCUCGCGGCAUCUUGCUGUCCUGCCUCUCGCAGCUAGGCUUCAUGUCGGCGCGCUGGACCGUGCUCUUCUAUGCGCCCAUCUUUGCGCUUGCCGUGCAUGGCGCCAGUCCUGCGCUGGCGGGGUCCAUUCUGAUUCCGACCAACCUCGGUUUCGGCAUGGGUGGGUUACUGGUGGGCUGGCUGCACAUGUCGCGGCAACAGCACGCUGAUGAUGAUGAUGAUGAUGAUCAUCACAACACUAGCAGCAGCAGCAGCAGCAGCAGCAAGGACUACUGGUUCCCUUCCUUGGUGUCCAUGGGUAUCUUUGGCUUGACGAUCCUGGCCAUGGGGUGGGUGAGUAACGCUGCCACGCAAAUGGGGUGGUAUGUCGGGGUGAUUUUUGUCAAUGGGCUGGCGACAGGCGCGGCGGUGAAUUAUACCAUGGCGCAUUUGCUGCAUUUGAGUCAUGCCCGGGAACACUUUAUCGUGACGGGCCUGUUGGCUACUUUUAGGGGAUUUGCGGGCAGUACCGGCACGGCGAUUGGGGGCGGCAUCUUUGGGCGGGAGUUGAGGGCUUCGCUCUAUCGAGGCUUUGAGAUGAUUGAAGGGCUGCCUAGAGAGAGGAUGGAGAAGUUGGUUACGGUUUUGGUGGGCAGCCCGGCGAGGGUGCACCAGGAGGGCUUCUUGACGGUUGAGGAGAGGCUGGUUUCAGUCAGUGGGUAUGAACAUGCGUUGAGCACACUUUAUCAUAGCGCCGCGGCGUUGUGUGUGGUUGUGUUGUUGGUGCAGGCGGGGACGGGCUGGACGGCUGGGGGAGUGAGUAAGGAGGAGGAGAGAGAGAUUGAGCAGGCGAUCGCGGAACACGAUGGGAGGAUGGAGGCAUAGACUAGAUUUUGGAUGUGCUAUAACGAGAUAGAUUCUGUGUCUUAGAGUAGAAGCGAUGUAUCUGUGAUAUUUGAAAUGUAGAAAGGAGAAUAGACACCUAUUACCAAC
Messenger RNA from Neurospora crassa OR74A, 2312 nucleotides. RefSeq lists its product as hypothetical. NCBI's taxonomy places the organism in Eukaryota, Fungi, Ascomycota, Sordariomycetes, Sordariales, Sordariaceae. The coding region runs from base 330 to 2204 and encodes 624 amino acids. Gene Ontology annotation, biological process: basic amino acid transport; transmembrane transport. The transcript has 2 exons. Gene Ontology annotation, molecular function: basic amino acid transmembrane transporter activity. Gene Ontology annotation, cellular component: fungal-type vacuole membrane. The record is from RefSeq and is a predicted model, not a curated record.